Phalacrocorax carbo (great cormorant) is the source of this 4332-nucleotide messenger RNA. The record is from RefSeq and is a predicted model, not a curated record. Lineage: Eukaryota; Metazoa; Chordata; Aves; Suliformes; Phalacrocoracidae.
GUCCCCGUCCCCCGUCGGCGGCACGGCGCGGGGCGGGUGGCGCUCCCCGCCAGCGCAGCGGCAUGAAGGAGCCGUCGCUGCCCGGUACCUCGCUGCAGCGGGCCUGCCGCCUCCUCGUCGCCUUCUGCGCCCUCCACCUCUCGGCCACGCUGCUCUACUACCUGGCGGGCAGCGCCCUGGGGCCGCCGGGCAGCCCCGAGCCGCCGCCGCGCCGCCCGCCGCCCGCCAACCUCUCGCUGCCGCUCUCCCGCCCGCCGCCGCCCUCCGCCCGGCCCCGGCCCCCCCACGCCUCGCCGCCGCCGGGCCCCUGCCCCGACCCCUCCCCGCUGCUCGUUGGUGCACUACAUGUAGAAUUUUCCCAUCCUGUGAACCUGGAAGAAGUAGCAAGAGGAAACCCAGAGGUCAAAGCAGGAGGUCGUUUUGCUCCGAAGGACUGUAUGGCACUUCAGAAAGUAGCAGUAAUCAUACCAUUCAGGAACCGAGAGGAGCACCUGAAGUACUGGCUGUAUUACCUGCACCCAAUUCUCCAACGGCAGCAGCUAGAUUAUGGAGUAUACGUUAUCAAUCAGGAUGGAGAAGAAGAAUUUAACCGUGCUAAACUGCUGAAUAUAGGAUUCACAGAGGCUUUGAAAGAGUAUGACUAUGAUUGCUUUGUGUUUAGUGAUGUAGACCUCAUCCCAAUGGAUGACAGGAACACCUACAAAUGUUACAGUCAGCCACGGCACCUCUCUGUAUCCAUGGACAAAUUCGGAUUUCGGUUGCCUUACAAUCAGUAUUUCGGAGGCGUGUCUGCCUUGAGCAAAGAGCAGUUCACAAAGAUCAAUGGAUUCCCAAACAAUUACUGGGGCUGGGGUGGCGAAGAUGAUGACAUUUUUAACAGGCUGGUGUUUAAAGGCAUGGGGAUAUCCCGUCCGGAUGCCGUCAUUGGCAAGUGCAGAAUGAUUCGGCAUUCCCGGGACCGGAAGAAUGAACCCAACCCCGAGAGGUUUGAACGAAUUGCUCACACAAGGGAGACAAUGAGCUCUGACGGCUUAAAUACACUAUCCUACAAGGUGUUAAGAACUGACAAGUACCCUCUGUAUACAAAGAUCACAGUGGAUAUUGGCUCACCACAUAGCUAACAUCACAGAUACUCGAGAGACCUUGCCUAUCAUGCCCAGGACAUCUGGCCUCACCGAUGCUUUACAUCUGCUGGUUUUAUAACAGUUGCAAUGAACACAAAAAAAGGCCUCUUUUGGUAUGCCAAAGCAUCUCCAAAUAGGUUGGACAAGUGCUUUUUUUUUGUUUUUUAAAUUCCAAACUUGACUUUACAUAACUUUCUAGCUCUCCAUUGUUUUCUGAGUACAUAAGCUGUACAUAAGAGUUGUAAAUAUUUACUUUGCCAGAAAAUGUUGAUUCUGAUCUAUUUGCUGCAGCGCUCCCCAUGUUGAGGUAAUUGCUGGACUCAAAUUUCACUGAUUACAACUGGGAUGGAUCAGCAAUUACUGCCCAUGAUAUUUUGAUAUUGUAAAUGAGGUGGAUGAAAACAUUCCUUUUAAUUAAUUCGUGGCUUUACUUUAUGAAGGACUGUAAAAUGCUGCUACAAUUAUACAAGUUUACUCUUUGCAUUAGAUUUUCUUUUUUAAUGGAGACAAUAUCAUAUAUUUUUUUCUCAUAGUGACCAAAACAAACAUCUUCUCUGUGUGCACAGCAAGUGUUGAACAAUCAAGUCUGGAUUCAAUGAAUGUAAUUUCUUAUAGGCUCAAAGGAGGCUUUGAGUCAUUUGAGCCAGAGUUUGCCAGAAUUUGCCAGUGAGCUCUUUGCGUAGGGUGGAAGCUACUCAUAUGGUGUCUGCAAAAACCACUGGCUUCAGAUAACCUUACUUCUGGAUGUGGUAGUGACUUUUUGCCUCAGCACAACAACACCUGGGCGGUGGGUUGUUUUUUUUUCGGGGGGUGGUUUUGGGUUUUUCCUGUAAUAAAGAUGACUUAAUUUAAUUGGUCUGUUAAAUUAUGGCCUUAAAAUUUGCUGACGCUUGUUAACAAUGAUAGAAAGUUACCAUGCUAUUUAAACAUUGUCUGAAGCUUCCUAAAACCAAAUUUUUUCUUGAAAGGUCAUGCAUAAAACUUGAAUUCAGUUAUUACUUUUUUGUUGUUGUAAUAUUUUAAUAACUUUCUAAAGUAAUUUGUAUAUCAUAAGCAGUAUAUUUAAUACCAGAUUAAACUAGGGUGCAGCAUAACAGCAUAUGAUUCAAGGCCUCCUUUAUCUUCAGACUAGUGGGCUUUUUAUGUGCAUCAUUAUGUAUAAGCCAUGUAUUAUAUUUGCUCUGCAUAUUUGUCCAUGAAAUUUCCUGCGGUGCUGAUAUAUUCACAGCAGGGCUGACAUCCAAUCGAUUUUUCUUUGCCUAAAGCCUGUUGCAAUAUGUGUCCUCUAUUGGGAAACUCCCUUCUGAUUUUCUCAGGCUUUGAGGGGCAUGCACAUUUUGGAGUACUACUUUUUGUCAGUGUACCAGGGCACCACCUGUACAGACUCCCUGCUUUUCCUUCCUGUGACCAUAUAAAAGCCUCAAGCGCUGACACCCUCAGAGCUGGUUUAAGUGAUUUAAAGGACUUGGCCAGAACUGAGAACUGAAUUGCUUCUGGCAAGUACUUUGCCACCAGCUCUGACCACAGCAAUUUGCACUUCCUUGGCCUGUGCUGAAGGCUGUUGAAAUCAGGGACAGUUGUUGUAUUGGGGAUCAUCUUCAGCACUGCCUCUUCUUCUUUUUUUUUUUCUUUUUUUUUUUUUUAAGUUUGUGGGGUUUUGUUUUAUUUUUUUUUUUUUUUUUUGAGACCUGAAGGUUUUGCUGAACCCUUGCACUGCAGGGGUGGGAUCCUGCAGGGGCUGGGGGACAGUGCAUUUCUUUUUAGGCCAGCAGGGCUAAAAGUAUGCAUGGAGACUUUAGUUACUAGGGAGACACCCAGCUGCCUUUUCAGUCUCCUUUUGACAAAGUGAUCCCGCGCCCCCCCGCCCCCCCCCGCGUUGGCUUAAAAGCUGUUGCUGGCCAGACUUGCUGCUUCAGUCGUGCUGGGAGCUGAGUGAAGGUGGGCUUGCAUGGAGCAGGAGUGAAGCGGAAGGAAGCAGUGUUGUGUUUAAGAGCCAUUCUCAUGUGCUUAUAGUUGCAUUUAAAAAUGACUCCUUUUUGGCAGGUCAGGCUCCAGCCCUUGCAGAUUCAAAGGGGUACAAGAAGAGGGUGUGCUACAUCAGUUAGAUCAAACGUCGACCUGUAGCUGUAGCCUGCACCAGUAAUGGAGGUGCAGGCGAGGACUUUUUUUUUUUUUUUUUUUAAAAGGUGCCUUAGAAGCAGGGCCCCACUCCUACAGGUAGCAGAUCAGCACCCAAACUCAUGAGGGUUCCACUGAAAAUCCCAGGUCUCUGCAGAGAGCACCUCAAUUUUGUGCUGAGCCUUUUGGAAAUUGAAGAGUUGGGACCUUCAGCUGUAGUGGUGUCUGUCUGCUAAUAGGCUAUGCAAAGGGGUAACCUGUUGUAAUUGAGCGGUUGUUUGGGGGCAGGAGUGGUUCCUUGCCUUAUGAUUCUCUGAAGAUUAGAAAGAAGUUAGUAUAAUAACUCAUUGUUUUGCUCUACUCCGAAAUCAUUGAAUACUGUGGAGGUGGUCUGAGCACUUGUUUCUGGCUGUUACAAUCAAAGGUUUCUACACAUGUGCCUUGAAAGAGGAGAGGAAUGGAAACUGGAAAACCAGGAAACCUGAAAACCAUUUUCAACAGAGAUACACUAGCGGUGCAAGAAACUGUCGCUUGGUUUCUCUUCUACUGCUAAAGCCACAAGCCAUGUAAAAGCUGAAGCUGCUUUUCAUUGCUUGUUUCGCCCUUUGGUGCUGACCUGUGAUUUCCAGAUCUCAUUGUCCCUGUGUAAACUGUAUUGGGCAAACUCACAAAAUGCUCUUGAUUCAACCUGGCCAUGAAAUUUCUCUUUGCGGGAUUUUUGGGGGCCUUUUCCACAAAUGCUCAUAUUGCACAGAGGUGAAUUCUGGCCAUGACCUGUGGUGGGUGGUGUUUUCCUCUCCCAUACUGGUAGCAAUGUUCAAAGUGAUACUGUGUGUAACAGUUGAAACCCAGAAAUAAUAGCUGCAAAGGAAACCCUAAUACGUGGUUUCUCUGGGAUUACUGUUUGCUUGUUAGGAUGAGUGAGUGUCCUGGCAUGCAGCUUUUCCCUGGGAUGUUACUUGUGUACUGGACUGCUUAUGGGUUUCCUGUAGAUGGUUUUGCUUUUGCAUUUUUAUCAUUUAUAUAUCUAUGGAUUUAUAAUCCGAUGUUCCUGCUUUACUAUGGAUGACAAAUAAAGUAUUUUCAGUUA